Messenger RNA from Bubalus bubalis (water buffalo), 3175 nucleotides. It is a transcript of the gene AQP7, whose product is annotated as aquaporin 7. The record is from RefSeq and is a predicted model, not a curated record. Gene Ontology annotation, molecular function: urea transmembrane transporter activity; water channel activity; glycerol channel activity. The coding region runs from base 275 to 1267 and encodes 330 amino acids. The transcript is spliced from 8 exons. Gene Ontology annotation, biological process: water transport; glycerol transmembrane transport. NCBI's taxonomy places the organism in Eukaryota, Metazoa, Chordata, Mammalia, Artiodactyla, Bovidae. Gene Ontology annotation, cellular component: basolateral plasma membrane; plasma membrane.
CAAGGGCCAAACCCCUGCUCCACUGACCUCUUCCCUGGAGGAGCAGAGCAGAGCAGCACUCGGGUCGCCCUGAGGAGGGCUGAGAGGCGGGCUCUGGCUGGGGACAUAGGGACCACAGAGCCCUGGCAGGGGCUGCAGCCAGAGACCGAGAUGGUCAUGGAGGAAGCUGUCCAGGGGCUGCUGUGACUGAGAGGCCCCAAGGCAGGCAACUGGGAGCAUAAGGCCCUUCAGCAGAGUGAGUUGGGCCCCAGCAUCUAAAAAUCUCAAAGACAAUAUGACUCAGUCAGACAGGAAGAGGCGGUCCACCCGUGUGUCCAAGGUGGUCUCGACACCUACAGCAACAAAGAUGCAAGUCAUAUGGCAGAACGAGAAUGUUCGAGAGUUCCUGGCGGAGUUCAUCAGCACGUAUGUCAUGAUGGUGUUCGGUCUCGGCGCUGUGGCCCACAUGGUUCUAGGAGGUAAACUGGGGAGCUACCUCGCUGUCAAUUUGGGUUUUGGCUUCGGAGUCACCAUAGGUGUGCACAUGGCGGGGAACAUCUCUGGGGCCCACAUGAAUGCGGCCUUGACCUUCACCAGCUGUGCACUAGGCCGCAUGUCCUGGAAGAAGUUUCCCGUGUAUGUUCUGGGUCAGUUCCUGGGCUCCUUCGUGGCGGCGGCCACCAUCUACGGCCUCUUCUACAACGCUAUUAUCGACUUCUCGGGGGGAAAGCUGAUGACGACCGGCCCCACAGCCACUGCUAACAUUUUUGCCACCUACCUUCCUGACCACAUGACACUGUGGAGGGGCUUCCUGGAUGAGGUGGUGGUGACUGGGAUGCUUCAGCUGUGUCUCUUAGCCAUCGCAGACAAGGGGAACAACCCAACGCUGUUGGGGACGCAGGCCAUUGUGACUGGCAUCCUUGUUGUCAUCAUCGGAAUAUCCCUGGGCAUGAACUCAGGAUAUGCCAUCAACCCAUCCCGGGACCUGCCUCCCCGCUUCUUCACCUUCCUCGCUGGCUGGGGCUCACAAGUCUUCAGAACCAAGGACUGGUGGUGGGUGCCGGUGGUGGCACCACCCCUGGGUGCCUACUGUGGUGCCAUCAUCUACUUGUUCUUCAUUGGCUCCAACAAACGACAGGAGCCCCAGGUCCUGGAGAAUCCCUUGACGCUUGAAGACCACAGAAUAUCUGUGUUGCCCAAGACCACAUCUCACCAGCCUGGGGUCGCUUCCCUCACCCCUGUUUCCGUGUACCCCGAAGAUAGACCCUCAGUCUUGUACCACCCUUAAGUGACUCCAACUGCCUAGAGCCCCUCUAAGACUAUUUGUGACCCUACAUCCACCCCAAUAAAGAAAGCCUUGUCCCACAGUGGCAACCCCACUUCUUGGGGGCCUCCUGUGGUGGGGCUUACCUCCUGGGUUCUCUCAGAAGCUCCCAGGUUAUGCUGUAGCCCAAGGCUGGGCAGGAGCUGAGGGGCCUCCAACUCCUGCCAGCCCUGGGAGCUGGGUGGCCCCCAGGGGAGCAAGUAGAAGGGCCGAUCAGUGGCCUCAUUAAGAUAGGACUAGAUUAGAAGAGCCCGGACAGGGAAGGGUGGGCUGCCAGGCACAGGACAGGGAGGGGAUGGCAUGGGGGAGGGAUUCCAGCUGGCAGGUGGGGGUCAGCCCUGGAGGAACCUUGAGCUGCCUUAGGAGAAGACUCUGGACUCUCCUUCAGUCUUGGCCAGUCCUUGGACCAGGCAAGGCAAGGCCCCACUGUGUGGAUCAGAGUUUCUCAACAUUUUUGUUUUCCUUAGUCUCCCCUCCUCAGGAGCCUUUUAGGCACUUUUUUCCCUUAAUUGCAUGAUAUUUUAUUUAUUUAUUUAUUUUUGCAUGAUAUUUUAAUACCACAGAUAUACCGUGUAUCUGUUUGUGUACUGUACAUAUAUCUUUGCUUUAUACAAAAAAAGUAAGAUUUUUAAAAAUCUCUCCCUUUCAAGGAUCCAAUUUUUUCACCCAUGGGAGCAUAAUCACCCCACCCUUGAAAAUGCCUGAAGUAGAAUGAGAGGAGGUAAGAGGCAGGCUCUGCCUUCUUGGUGGGGGCAGAGCUCUCCCACCAUGAGGAAUUCCAGAGUUGGAAAGGAAGAAGCAGAGAGGAAAAUCCUGUCAAAAGGCAGGGGGCAGGAAAUGGUCUCAUGAGGUUUCGGGGAACAGGUGCAGAGCCGGGGCAGCCAGGGUCCACCGAUCCCAGGCUGGGAGGAUCAUCCUGCUUCUGGGACUCAGAAGGCAGUAUCACCCAUGGCUUCUGUCCCUGCUUCUGCUUUUAGCCUUUCAACAGCCAUUGAGCACCUCCUGUGUACAGGCUCUGUGGGUAAGGUUGGGUCUCUGUCUUCAAGGAGCACAGUCCCUACUCGGGACAGGUGAUCACAAGGAAAGAGCUGAGGAGUGAAGAAGGGGCUGCGUGUGGGGCUCAGAGGGGGCUCACAGCUCAGUCUUGAGCUGAGGCCACAGAUGGCUUCCUAGAGGAUGAGACAGAGCAAGGGUGGUGGGGUGGUCUUUUCUGGAGUUGGAUACUGAAUUUCAUGGUUUGAGGAGACAGGGCAGGGUGGGGGGUGGGUAGAGGAUGCUGGUUUUCCUUCUGGAGGUGGGGACCUGGUGAGAUGAGGUUUAGAAAGCCCACCUGAGCUGCAGUUUGCAGGAUGCUGGAAAAGGGGGAGACUGGGGCCUGUAAGGAAGUGUGGGGCAAGGCUGUUCCAGGAGGGGCGGCGGGACAGCUCACAGGUUAGUGCUGGAGGGUGGACAGAAGAGAAAGGACUCGCCUGACACCAAGGAGGUAAAAGCCUCAGGCUAGGCUCAGACUGGAGGGAGGAGUGGGUGAGGACGGGCCAGGGGCCAGGGCUGCCUUCCAGUUUCUGGCUUGGGCCUGGGGUACUGGAGAUGUCCCCACUGAACAUGAAGAAUGGGAAAGGCACUGGUUUGAAGAGGAAGAUGAUAAUUUAUACGGGAGACACAUCGACUUUGAGUUGCCUAUGGGACUUGGGCAAUAGGUGUGUAGAGUCCUGGGCAAGUUACUCUGACUUGCUGGGCCUCUGUUUUCUCAUUUGUAAAGUAUCAAAAUACCUACCUUUUGUGUUGGUGUGAAUAUUAGAUGAAACAAAACAUGUACAAUGCUGAGGACGGUGCUUGGCACAGAGUCAGUGCUCAAUAAAUGAUUCUGCCUUU